Messenger RNA from Linum tenue, 2184 nucleotides. NCBI's taxonomy places the organism in Eukaryota, Viridiplantae, Streptophyta, Magnoliopsida, Malpighiales, Linaceae. The record is from the annotation of a GenBank genome assembly.
AUGGACGUCUGCUUCAGUACAAUUCCCCAAUCCGAACCCACUCGAACCACCUUCUUCUUCUCGUCCUCCCCAAUCAAGAAGCAAUCGUGUUUCACUUUCCCCGCAACACGAACCAGAUUCCUCCGCCGCCCCAUUUCCUCCACCUCCGCCGCAGCCACCGCCGAUGAAGAAUCCCCUCGGAACCCCUCCCAAUCCUCGAAAACGAAGAAGAACGGCCCGUCUCUCUCCGACCAGCUCAAGCCGCUCUCCGCCGCCACACUCUCCGCUGCACCCGACCGUCGCCUCCAGUCAUCCAACUCGAAAUCCACAUGGGUCAACCCGGCGAGGCCCAAGAGGUCAGUCCUCUCCCUCCACCGCCACAAGAGAUCUGCCUAUGCCCACAACCCCAAGGUGAGAGAGCUCCGCCUCUUUGCACAGAAGCUGAGCGAUUCGGCCCCGUCUGAAGCCGAAUUCGCCGCCGCAAUCGCGCAGCUGCCUCACCCGCCCACCCGAGAAAACUCGCUCCUAAUCCUCAACAGCUUGAAAUCAUGGCAGCAGAGCUACAUGUUCUUCCAGUGGCUGAAAACCCUAGAGGACUCCUUCCCCCUCGAGACCAUCUUCUACAAUGUGGCAAUGAAGUCCCUGCGAUUCGGCAAGCAGUUUGAAUUGAUCGAGCAGCUGGCUAAUGAAAUGGUGAGCAAUGAAAUACCUCUUGAUAACAUCACUUACUCUACAAUCAUAACUUGUGCCAAGAGAUGCAAUCGAUUCGAUAAGGCGCUGGAAUGGUUCGAGAGAAUGUAUAGGACAGGGUUGAUGCCUGAUGAAGUGACUUACUCGGCUGUGCUAGACGUGUAUGCCAAGUUGGGGAAAGUUGAGGAAGUUCUGAGCUUGUACGAGAGAGGAGUAGCUAGUGGAUGGAAGCCCGAUUCGAUCACGUUUUCGGUGCUUGCCAAGAUGUUUGGGGAAGCUGGUGAUUACGAUGGGAUUCGGUAUGUUCUUCAGGAGAUGAAAGCUCUAGGUGUGCAGCCUAACAUGGUAGUGUACAACACCCUGUUGGAAGCAAUGGGGAAGGCUGGGAAACCGGGUUUGGCGCGCAGCCUGUUCGAGGAAAUGAUCGGUUUGGGAUUAACCCCGGAUGAGAAGACACUAACCGCAAUGAUCAAGGUCUACGGCAAGGCUCGAUGGGCUAAAGAUGCAAUGGAGCUGUGGGACAGAAUGAGGGAGAAUGGCUGGCCGAUGGACUUUAUCUUGUACAACACGUUGCUGAGCAUGUGUGCUGACCUGGCAUUGGUGGAGGAGGCCGAAAAACUGUUCGAGGAUAUGAAGAGCUCGAAGGUCUGCAAGCCGGACAGCUGGACUUAUACUGCGAUGAUGAAUAUAUAUGGCAGCGGAGGGAAUGCUGAGAAAGCUAUGGAGUUGUUCGAUGAGAUGUCGAGUUUGGGUGUUGCGCUCAAUGUCAUGGGAUCCACUUGCUUGAUUCAAUGCUUAGGGAAAAGUCAAAAGAUCGAUGAUCUCGUUAGAGUGUUUGAUGUUGUGAUUGGACAGGGGAUUAAGCCCGACGAUCGGCUAUCUGGAUGCUUGCUCUCAAUCGUAGCUAUGUGCGAAAGCAAUGAUGACACUGCCAAGGUUGUUGAUUGUCUAAGAUUAGCUAACCCGAAACUGGUGGGGUUUCUGAACUCCAUUCAGGAUGAGACGACCCGGUUUGAGGAUGUUAAGGAUGAGUUUAAGGUGCUGAUGAGCAGCACUUCAGUUGAGUCAAGGAGGCCGUUCUGCAACUGCUUGAUUGAUGUAUGUCGGAACAGGGAGCGUCAUACAAGAGCUCACGAGCUGCUCUAUCUUGGUACACUAUUCGGGUUGUACCCGGAUUUACAUAACGUGACUCAGGAGGAAUGGAGCCUCGACGUUCGGUCUCUCUCUGUUGGAGCAGCAUGUACUGCGCUGGAGGAGUGGAUAGGGACGCUGGCAAAGUUCGUGAGCAAGAACGAGGAGCUGCCGGAGCUGUUCUCAGCUCAGACAGGGGCUGGCACCCACAAGUUUGCUCAAGGGAUGGCGAGCUCAUUCGGAGCUCAUGUGGAGAGGAUGAGCGCGCCGUUCAGGCAGUGCGAGGAGAGAGGCGCUGGGUGCUUCGUGGCUAGCCGAGAGGAUUUGGUGGCGUGGCUGGAGUCGAGGGCAUCAGCACCUUCCGCAGCUGCUGUCACUGCUUGA